This is a messenger RNA of Didymella exigua CBS 183.55, 2232 nucleotides long. Its product is annotated as endothelin-converting enzyme 1. Gene Ontology annotation, cellular component: plasma membrane. The record is from RefSeq and is a predicted model, not a curated record. Gene Ontology annotation, biological process: protein processing. NCBI's taxonomy places the organism in Eukaryota, Fungi, Ascomycota, Dothideomycetes, Pleosporales, Didymellaceae. Bases 1 to 2232 code for a protein of 743 amino acids. The transcript has 5 exons. Gene Ontology annotation, molecular function: metalloendopeptidase activity.
AUGUCGAACGAGAAGACUCCGCUCAUACCGCGCUUUGACGCGUCUCACGCAAGGGCGGAACUGCCUCCGCGCCUGAAACGCUGCUCAUCAAAGAAGACAGCAUUGAAGGUCAUCGGUGCUACGGCUGCUGCCGGAGUAUUGUACUAUGGUGUUCCCGAAGUCACAGCACGGUCUAAAAGCAAACUGUGCCUGACACCAGCAUGUGUCCAUGCAGCCUCAGAGAUUCUUUACAACCUGUCACCUAACUACAAAGAGCUCGACGCCUGUACCGAUUUUGAGGAGCUUGUGUGUGGUGGAUGGCGAGACCGCCACGAUCUGCGCCCAGAUCAGGGUGACGCUUUCACCGGGACUAUCAUGAGCGAGAACUCGGAGCUGCUUCUUCGCCACAUCCUGGAGGCGCCAUAUCCGAAGGAUUCACAGCACUCUUACUUUUCACCAAUGCAGCUGAAGACCACACAGAAGUCUGCAGAUGAGCAGAACUUUGAUAAAAUGAAGUCUGUGUAUGAUGCCUGCCUUGAUGAGGACAAGAUCAAGAGCCUCGGCGCUGAGCCCCUUCUCAAAGUCUUGACCGAAAUCAAGCAGGCAUACCCCCAAGGCGAUGCUGCUUCUCUCUUGGCAAGAUACGGAGUCACCGGAUUGAUCGCAACUGGAACUGGUGCUGAUGACCGUGAUCCAGAUACCGUCGUAGUGUCUGUUGCUGCGCCCUACUCAUUUGGUCUGCCAAGUAAGGAGCGCUACGAAGACGACAAGCUGGUUGAGAAGUACCGCGGCGUCACUGUUCAGGUGCUCAAAGCUCUCUACCCUGAUGCAAAGGAAGAGUCCUUCUCCAAGAUCAUCGACUUCGAGAAGAAGCUGGCAGCUGCUUCGCCCAGCACCGAGGAACGCGAGGACGUGACAAAGUACUACAACCCGAUGAGCCUCGACAAUGCCAACCAGUUGGCACCAGAGAUCGAUUUGAAGGGCCUUCUCCACGAGCUCGCACCAAAGGACGUUGGCAUUGAACGCGUCAUCGUCAUGGCUCCGGGCUACCAGAGUAAGCUAUCCUCUAUCCUGAACGAAACCGAUAGCGAGAUCGUCAUGAACUACUUUGUAUGGAAGGCUGUUCAAUCUUUCUCAGGAUAUGUUGAUGCGGAGGAAGUCAAGCCAUACAGACGAUUUCUCAAUGAGCUUGCAGGGAGGGACCCUGACUCCACACCUGAGCAAUGGCGGAAGUGUGUUGGCCAGGUUGAAGAUGGUUUGGGUUGGAUCUUGAGCAGGUUCUUCAUCGAGAAGGCCUUUUCCGCUGAAGCCAAGAAGUUCGGUGACACUAUCAUUACUGACAUCAAGACCGAAUUCGCGAAAAAGCUUCAAGCAACGAAGUGGAUGGACAAAGAUACUACCAAACUCGCCACCAACAAGGUCCACAACAUCAUCCAGAAGAUCGGUUACCCCACCAAGAGCCCCAACAUCAUGGACCCACCAAGUCUUGAGAAGUACUACGACUCCGUCAAUGUCUCAUCUGCGACCUUCUUCCAGAACGCGCUCUCGGUGCGCAGCUUUUCCAUUGAUGACGAGUGGUCUGCACUAGGGAAACCUGUUGAUCGCGAACAGUGGGGCAUGUAUGCCAGCACUGUCAACGCAUACUACAACCCACCAGGAAACGAGAUCGUGUUCCCCGCUGGAAUUAUGCAAUUUCCUGUGUUUGAUGUCAACGUUCCGGCAUAUAUGUCCUACGGCGCAUUUGGUUCCGUAGCCGGCCAUGAACUCAGCCACGCCUUCGACUCUACUGGCCGCCACUAUGAUCAAAACGGCAACUACACCGACUGGUGGUCCAAUUCCACGGUAGAUGCUUUCCGUGAGCGUGCCACGUGCUUCGUCGACCAGUACGCAAAGUUCUCCGUGCCUGGCAACGACAACAAGCCACUCCACGUCAAUGGUCGUCUUACUCUGGGCGAGAACAUUGCUGAUGCUGGUGGUCUAUCUGCCUCUUACCAGGCUUGGAAGCGCCGCUCCCACAAGAAGCCUAACCAGGAUCUACCAGGUCUCGAGCAUUUCACUCAGGAUCAGCUCUUUUUUGUGACAUACUCGAACUGGUGGUGCGGCAAGUCGCGCAAGGAAAACGCAAUUAAUAGGAUCUACACCGAUCCUCAUGCACCUAAGUGGGCACGCAUCUUAGGUACUAUGGCAAACAGUCGUGAGUUUAAGGAGAGCUUCAAGUGCAAAGAUAAGAAGCCCACUUGCCAGCUUUGGUGA